Molecule: messenger RNA, 1665 nt
Organism: Anopheles coustani
Lineage: Eukaryota; Metazoa; Arthropoda; Insecta; Diptera; Culicidae
Product: putative fatty acyl-CoA reductase CG5065
Exons: 4
Coding region: 1-1665 (554 amino acids)
Biological process (GO): long-chain fatty-acyl-CoA metabolic process
Cellular component (GO): peroxisome
Molecular function (GO): alcohol-forming very long-chain fatty acyl-CoA reductase (NADP+) activity
Source: RefSeq, a predicted model, not a curated record
AUGAUCGUGAAAAGCUUGGAAAGCACCGUCUCAUCGGUGUUGAGCCUUAAGCGGCCGGCUCUGAUAGCGCACGGUGAGCAGGUGCGCCCGAAAGACGCUCGGCCGCUGGCCGUGAUCGACGAGAACAAUAACGAGUUCCUCCCGAGCGUCGGCGAGGACCUGGAGCUCGUACCCGAGCCGGCCACCACGGAUACGCUACGACCGUUCUACGAUGGUAAGAGCGUGUUCGUGACCGGUGGCACCGGGUUCCUCGGUAAGGUGCUGAUCGAGAAGCUACUGCGCGCCUGCGAGGGCCUACGCACCAUCUACAUCCUACUGCGCCCGAAGCGAGGCCUCACCAGCGAGCAGCGCUACAAGGAGUUCGUCCGGCAUCCGGUGUUCGACCGGCUGCGCAGCAAGACGCCCCAGCUCCUCGAAAAGCUGGUGUGCGUCGGGGGCGAUAUCUCGCUGCCGCUUCUUGGACUGUCCGAGCGCGACCAUCGCACACUGCUCGACCAGGUGCAGGUGGUGUUCCACGUCGCGGCCACCGUGCGCUUCAACGAGGGACUCAUCGAGGCCGCACUGCUUAACACGAUCGGCACCAAGCGACUACUGGACCUUUGCGCCAACAUGCAACAGCUACAGAGUGUAGUCCACGUCUCGACCGCCUACAGCAACCCGUGUAGGAGCGAGGUCGACGAGGCGGUCUACCCACCGCCGAUGGAUCCGGAACAAUUCAUGCAGUGCAUACAGCUGCUGCCGGGCGAUGUCAUCAACGCCAUCGCCGGCAAGCUCCAGGGCACCCAUCCGAACACCUACACGCUAACGAAGUCCAUCACCGAGCAGCUCGUGGCGCAGUACGCCGACCGGCUACCGCUCUGCAUCGUCCGCCCAUCCAUAGUGACGGGUGCGGUGGCCGAACCGUACCCCGGUUGGAUCGACAACGUGUACGGCAUCACUGGCAUCAUGAUGGAGAUCGGACGCGGUACCAUCAGCAGCAUAAUGUGCGACGAACGGUGCACGAUGGACGUCAUACCGGUCGACAUCGUGUGCAACACGCUGAUCGCAGCCGCCUGGGAGAACGCCCAAAAAAUUGCAACGCCGAUACGUGUGUACAACUGCACCUCGGGGCAGGUGAACGGCAUCAAGUGGCACGAAUACGGCCGCAUAACGCAGCAGUGCGCCGUCCGCAACCCGACCAAGUACGUGAUGCUCUAUCCAGGCUUCCGGUUCCGCACCAACCGGCUGAUGCACAAGCUGGUCGAGGUGCUGCUGCACUUCCUGCCGGCGUACCUGUUCGACGUGCUGAUGCGCGCCCAGGGCGCCAAGCCGAUCAUGGCUAAGAUCGCCAAGCGCUUCCAGAAGGCGGCCGACACAGGCGAGUACUUUGCGAUGCACGAGUGGAACUUCCGCAACGAUAACCUGCUCGGGCUGGGGCGGCGCGUGCGUCGAGACCGGGCCGGCGCCGACUUCCCCUGUGACGUCCAGGGGCUCGACUGGGCAGCGUACAUCGAGAACUACAUGCUCGGCAUCAGGCGCUUCGUACUGAAGGACGAACUCGAUAGCAUGAGCCAGGCGCGCUCCAAACUCCAGCGGUUGCUCUGGUUCAAGCGCUUCCUGCAGCUCGGUGCGCUUCUGUUGCUGUACUACUUCUGCGGGCUCCUGUUUCGGAUGCAUCACAUCUAG